CACAGUCAUUCCACAGCCUAAUAACACGUUCCUUCAUUCGCCGAUGCUUUAAACCGCGAGCGGACCAAUCGCGAAGGGCCGUCGCGCACUCUGUUCUGACGUAACUCCCAACAACACGGCUCAGUGCGCGUGCGCGGUCUGAGUCAAACAAGAGUUCUGCCUUAAGAUGGCGGCGGGGGCUUCAGAUCUGUUGGACGAUGUGUUCUUCUCAGACGUGGAUGAGAAAGUGGUGAGUGACUUAGUAGGGUCCUUGGAGUCCCAGUUGUCGGCUCCGGGCCCCAACGCGUCGGAACAGGCCGGAAUAAGGGCGCAGGUGGUGAAUAAUCACGUGGAAAACACACCCGGGAUGGUGAGCAAUAAUGUUGAGCUGCAAACAGCAGAGAACAAAAUGGGACUGGCAGGAGCAGAGCUUUCCACCGCAGCCAAAAUCAAAGUGGAGGAGAGCUCCGAAGGGAAAAGCGUACAGAUUAAUUCUCAGAAUGCAUUCGGCGGCGGGGGUUUGCCCUGCACGACGGCGGGGAGUGGGGCACAGCAAAGUCCUGUUAUCAAUAAUGCAAGGUCCCAGGCUCCAGGAGUGGAACAAGAGCAGAGUACAGCGGCGGCAGCAGUGACAGGAUCAUCAGCAGAAACAUCGGCUUCAGGCAACAUCGGUCAAGGGAAAUCCGUGGUAAUAAGUGCAAUGGCAACCCCAGUGUCCAAUCAUGUGAAAACUGUCACCUCCAAUGUCCAAACUCUUAAUGGGAAUAAUGGAAUGGUGAUAAACUCUCACAAUGCAGGAAAUGCCACCACUUUCACUUAUUCUGCAGCAGCAACUACCUUACCGGCCGUUACGAUGGUUAAUAAUGGACCUGGAUCUGUUGUAAAAAACACGAUUAAUACAGGGUCGCCUGCAGCAUCUAUGCCGGCAUCUAGUUCUGCUUACACUGUUAUUCAGACGUCUUUUGUCAGUACGCAGAAUGUUCCUUCGACUGUCGUUUCCUCACAGGCAGCAGGACCCACAGUGACAUUGGUGAGACCACCAACUCACAGUGGCCCAGUUCUGUCAGUUGCAUCGACGCCGAACGGUAGUAGUACUAUAUUGAACUCAACGGUUAAUGUAACUAACUUGCCGGCUCCUGCUGCCACUGGGGCUCCUCAUCAGACUUCACUUCUGACUUUAAAUAGUCAACCUUCGAGUUUGUCAAGCAACGUUACUUUGAAUGCUGGUGGACAGGUUGUCAAAUCCGACUUCCAGCCCAAAACUAUUAUACAGCCACCACAGCAGACACUCAGUUCUGGAAUAUUGACAUCAACAACUGGUAGUGCUACAUCCAGUGUAAACAAUCAGUCAAAUACAAGUACUAUGGUAAUAGGUCAGACUAUACAAAGUGGGCUUCAGAAUGUGGCAUCGAAUCCUGGUGGAAUUUCCACUCAGUCGGCUGGAAUGGGUAAAGGAAUCAUUAAUACAGUUGCCCAAACUCUAACAAGGACAGCAGCAGUGAGCACUGGCCCAAGGACAACUAUAACACCACAAGUUAUAGCUCCCCGGCUCCCUCAACCUCCACAGCAUCAGCCAAACAUUCAAAAUAUUCAAAUUCCCCCAGGAAUGGUCCUUGUUCGGAGCGAGAGCGGGCAGUUGAUAUUGAUUCCUCAGCAAGCUCUUCAGCAGAUGCAGUCACAAGCUCAGUCUCAAGGGACACUCACUUCACGAUCUGCCACACCUACAAGUGCUCCUCCAGUUCAGAUUUCAACUGUACAGGCACCAGGAACACAAAUAAUUGCACGGCAAGUAACACCUACAAUCAUCAAACCAGUUUCCCAGACACAGACGGCAGUGCAAGUGACAACAGCACUUCAGCGACCUCCUACUGUACAGUCCCAGAUUGUAAUAAGCGGAGCAACAUCUACAGCAACAACAGUCCAACCAGGAACACAACAGAGAACUGUGCAGACAUUGACAGCAGCCACAGCUGCUCCAACCUCGCAGAUAUUGCAGCCCACAGCUUCAGCGGAAACAAUGGAAAAUGUGAAAAAAUGCAAAAACUUUCUGUCUACAUUGAUCAAAUUGGCUUCAAGUGGUAAACAGUCAACUGAAACAGCUGCCAACGUCAAAGAACUGGUGCAAAACCUUUUGGAUGGAAAAAUUGACGCAGAAGACUUUACAAGCCGAUUAUAUAGAGAGCUCAAUUCAUCACCUCAGCCAUAUCUUGUGCCUUUCCUGAAGCGGAGUUUGCCAGCCUUGCGCCAACUCACUCAAGACUCGCAGGCUUUUAUUCAGCAAAGUCAACAACAAUCCUCAACUCAGACCACAACAGCGUUGACAGCGGUGGUACUAGGAAACACCGUUCAGCAGCGACCUGUUGUGCGAACAACUAGUUCUACAGCUACAGUAACCAGCACUCUCCAACAUCCGGUGUUAAGUUUAGCACAAACUGGACAGUCAGUGCAAGCUGGCAAGGUUUUUCAACAACAGCAAAGUACACUGGCCAGACCGCAGGUAACACUCACCCAAACGCCCAUGGUAACCCUUAGACAACCUCAGAAUCGCAUCAUGCUAACAGCACCUUCACAAGUACAGUUGAAACAACUUCAGACGGUUCCUGUUAUGAAACAGACGGUGGUGCCAGGAAGUAAAGCUGGUUUGACUUAUUCUGUCCAGACUUCAGUUGUUCAAAAAAACAAGCUUAAGGAAGCAGCGGCGGCGGCAGCAGCAGCAGCAGGUGGUGGUUCAUUCAGGGAUGAUGAUGACAUUAAUGAUGUGGCAUCCAUGGCUGGAGUUAACCUCUCUGAAGAAAGUGCACGGAUUUUGGCAACAAAUUCAGAAUUAGUGGGCACCCUGACAAGAUCAUGUAAAGAUGAAGCAUUCCUGUUUGCGGCUCCAUUGCAUAGAAGAAUGCUGGAAAUAGGCAAGAAACAUGGAAUUACCGACGUUCAUCCCGAUGUAGUAAAUUUUGUAUCGCAUGCCACCCAACAGAGAUUACAAACCCUUGUAGAAAAAAUAUCUGAAGUUGCACAGCAGAGAAACAUCACAUAUAAGGAGGACGACAGGUACGAGCAGUUAAGUGACGUAAGGACACAGCUCAAGUUUUUUGAACAACUUGAUCAAAUAGAAAAACAGAGAAAAGAUGAACAAGAAAGGGAAAUUCUAAUGCGAGCAGCAAAGUCACGCUCCAGACAAGAGGACCCUGAACAACUUAGGCUAAAACAAAAGGCCAAAGAGAUGCAACAACAGGAACUGGCUCAAAUGAGACAGAGAGAAGCCAAUUUAACUGCUUUAGCUGCCAUUGGUCCUAGAAAGAAACGGAAGGUUGAUUCGCCAGGACCAGGAAUUGGAGCUGGGGCAGAGGGACCUAGUACGGGCGGGACACCAGGUGGCUCUGGAGUUGGAACAACCAGACAGUUCGCACGGCAACGAAUAACAAGAGUCAACCUCAGGGACCUCAUCUUCUGCUUGGAGAAUGAGCGCGAGACAAGCCAUUCACUUAUGCUGUACCGUGCAUUCCUUAAAUAAACAUCCUAGGUUGAUUUCGCUUUUCAUUUGACCGAGACAACCUUCCGCCAUUUCUUUUUCUUUGCAUUUUUCUGGGAAAGGAGGGGAGGGAGAAAGAAAGAGUCGGAGAACAGCUGGAAUACUGCGAGCAGGGGAACGUUUUGGAAGUUCAGCUGCACAUUAUCUCGUCUGUUUUUAAAAUUUUGAAUUUUAUUUAGAAAAGAAUACAGUGAGACCUGUGGAUACUUUAUUUAUAAAAUAAAAAAAUCUUAUCACUUCUCGUCUCCUGACUGAGUGGCCUUCUUGCCAAACAAGCCAUAUUUUAAAAACUGAUUCUGAUUUCACCAGUGUAUAAUUUGCCAUCUUUCUGGCAGAUGCGUAGCAACUUGAAACAUUUUAAGUAUUCGUUUUUGAAUCAUUUGGCUUAGAAGACGUUGAAUUACAUCAGUCUGAAGCUAAUGACCUUGCAUUAUUUUACCUUCAAGGGCAUGGAGCAAAAAAAAUGAUUUUCAUAUUUUUCUGAUUUAUCAUUAUUUCUGUUCCUUUGCUGUAUUUUAUUUCCUCAAGUUAGCCUUUGUAAAUGUAUGGUUUGUGAAGAGUUAGGAGCAGUUUAUUCAGUGAUAACUCUACAGUUCUCACCAUGUGAUUUGCAUGUCAGAAGGUUUCUCUGGAAGCCUUCAAGAAGGAUUUUUUUUUGUGAAUGUUGUUGGGCAUUUGUAAAAAUAAAAAUGCUUUUUUUUAUUUGAUACAAUACAUGAUGCCGUAAAGGAUUUAAAAAUAACUUUUCUGCAUAAAUAUACACUUGCACUGUGUUGGCUAUCUAGCUAAUGUAAAACUUUAGUUAAAAACAUUUAAGAAAUGGUGAAUUGUGAAAAGGAUUGUUGCCUGGUAUGAAUCACGUGUAGAAAACAAUUUGCUGGUGUCUAUCAGUGAGCUAAUAAUUUGUACAUAAUUUUGGCACAUAACAAAUUGCUAUGUAAACCGUAAUUAUUUUGGUAAAAAGACUGUAUGCAAGCAAUGGGCCUACUUAAUGGUAACCGGAGCAAUGUCCCUUCUUUGUAUCUAUUUUUUUAUAAAAAAAUACUAAAUUUUUCUUUAUAUUUUCAGAGGUUAUUGUAUUAAAUGAUUGUCUAUCGAUAGGACAUUAUGAUUGUAAAUACUUUUGCUUUCUUUGUGUGUAAUUUUAUGUUGUUAAAAGAAACAUUUAAGAUGCUAUUAAGCUGAUGAGUUGUGUGUGUAAACUGAAAAUUAAUCAGUAUUUUUACCAAUGCCUGAAAACUGUUACGCCCUUGGUCUUUUACAAAUCCCGUCUUUCCAUUUUUCAUGUAAAUUUUGCACAGUUACUUGUUAAUAUUGUAAAUAUUUUACUUUCAAAAAAGGAAGUUUUUAAUUACUAUUGUUUUAUAUAGGAUUGAAAGAGAAUUAACUCCUUUAUUAAAACAAUGAAUUUAUCUGUAUUUUGAUUACUGUCUUAACCUUAACCGUUUAAAAAUAGGGAGGAUCAGGGAAACUAAAUAUCAGCAGUAAGUUUAAAUGUCACGUCUUAGUUUGGGGGGAGAAAAAUAGUGAAAACAGCUUGAGUUCUGCCUUACAAUCCCACAUUAUUUUAGGGUUUUUCUGUGCCUUGCCAAGUAAGUACAAUUGUUUCUGUGGGUUUUGUACUUACAAUCUUAAAUUUGCAAAAAAGUGAUCAGCAAUCCAACCCUUUAUUUUUUAUAUUUAGCCCAAAGUCAAUAUAGGAAAGAGGCCAAAAGCAAUUUGGUUAUUAAUCUUAACUGUGUGGGAAAGCCAUAAUUAGACUAUAAUUUUAACAGAAUUGCAGCAAAAUGGCUCCGUUAUUCCACCUGGAGGGAUAUUUAUUCAGCUCGUAAUUAUGUCUUUGUGAUACCAAUUUUCUGUAUAAUUUAAGGUAUUCAAUGAUCUUUAUUCUAAAUAGCCAGGUGUUCUUUAAAAACAAAAGCAAAGUUGAACAGUCCAACCCCAAGAAUAAGGCAUUUACCAACAACUGACAAUACAAAGUAAACUUAAUUUCAAGAGUGGAUUGUAAGCUCAACAAAUAAAUGAAGAUGCAGCCUUGUAAAUUCUGAUAAUUACAGCAUCUUUAGACAAGUUCUUUGACAAAAUAGGAAAUGCAUAAUUUCUGUACUGAGAUUGAUUUUUGCCUUCAAUCUCAAUGUGGCACUACAUAGUGACCACAUUUUCUGGCUUUAAGACCUGUUCUUGUCUUUGACCACUAGCCAGCUAUUUGCCUUCCAUCAGAGCAGUGCUCGAAUCUGAAUCAUCUGGACUGAAUGACAAUAAUUAAUUGCGAGAUCGGUGGAAUUUGGAGCAUUGGUUUAAAAUUCUUGAAUUUGAUCCCUGUGAUCUUAUGUGGAGAUUCCACGUCAGCACACAAAUCUCGUGCUUUCGACUGAACUAGAGAUACAAGAUGAAAUUCCAGCAUGGCAACUAAGGAAUUUAAAUUUGGUAAUUAAGUGAAUAUGGGCUAAAAUAAGACAAUGAUAAUCUUGCACCUGUCAAGCUGCUGCAGUAACCUUUCUGGAUUACUGAUGGCUUUGAUAGAAGGGACCUUACCCACUUUAUGAAAGAAAAACUGAUCCAUAGUCCAUAGCACUGUAGACCUGUAGUACACCGUAGCUGCACUAAAUUGUCGAACGAGGUUCAUCAUCACUCUGUUUUUACUGCAAUUAUGGAUGGACGAACAAUUGCCCUUAGUGACAACCAUCCUCCCCGUCAAUAAAGUUUUCAAAUACUCCUGUGUACCCCCCAGAAGCCAAGUGC
This is a messenger RNA of Leucoraja erinaceus (little skate), 6250 nucleotides long. Its product is annotated as transcription initiation factor TFIID subunit 4-like. Bases 167 to 3490 code for a protein of 1107 amino acids. The transcript has 15 exons. NCBI's taxonomy places the organism in Eukaryota, Metazoa, Chordata, Chondrichthyes, Rajiformes, Rajidae. The record is from RefSeq and is a predicted model, not a curated record. Gene Ontology annotation, cellular component: transcription factor TFIID complex. Gene Ontology annotation, molecular function: protein heterodimerization activity; DNA binding; RNA polymerase II general transcription initiation factor activity. Gene Ontology annotation, biological process: transcription initiation at RNA polymerase II promoter; DNA-templated transcription.